Messenger RNA from Anneissia japonica, 1870 nucleotides. Its product is annotated as zinc finger protein OZF-like. The transcript has 3 exons. Gene Ontology annotation, biological process: regulation of transcription by RNA polymerase II. NCBI's taxonomy places the organism in Eukaryota, Metazoa, Echinodermata, Crinoidea, Comatulida, Comatulidae. Gene Ontology annotation, molecular function: DNA-binding transcription factor activity; RNA polymerase II cis-regulatory region sequence-specific DNA binding. The record is from RefSeq and is a predicted model, not a curated record. The coding region runs from base 495 to 1706 and encodes 403 amino acids.
GUCCACGGUUACAACUCCCUUUGUAAUAGUCAGUGACUGGCUUCCUGUACAAUUAGCCUGAUUAGUUAUAGUACACAUUUUAUUGAUUCUAAUUGGGCAAUCUGAUUGGGCACUAUUGUUCAGAAUCUCUGUUCCAUACACAUGAACAGAACGAAGUAACAGAGAAACCAGACCGGGGAGCAGACUCAAGACAAAUAACAAACCAAACUGAUUGCUUUAAGACUACACGUAAUUUUGUAUUGUUUGUUCUGGAACUUUCAAUUGAAUGUGUGAAAAUAUUUGCAGCUGCGGUACAGUAUGUCAACGCAUGAAGGGAAUUUGCAUAACACACUGAAGCCUAAAAUUAAAGUUGAACCAGGCCAGUGCAAUGUUUUUGAUAACUAUCCAGAAAGAAAAGAUGAUUACGGUUUUUUGAAAAAUGUUUUGCCAACAAUUCCAUCAACAGUAAACCCCUUAUAAGAUCUCAAAAAGAAAUUGGAAAUAAUGAUAAUUGUAUGAAAUAUGAGGAUAACUGCAGAAAUGUAUUCAGUGAAGAACAAUAUAAGUUUGACAGUUUAAUAGAACAUUUGGAAGAAAACAACGAACAUUGUAGAGAAACCCAUUUAGGUAUCAAGAUAGAAGAGGCACACUCUCAAUGUCAAUUUUUUGCCAAGGAAUUUGAUCAUAAAACUAAAUUAAGAAAACAUUUGACAAUACAUACAGGAGAAAUGCCCAAUGAAUGUAGGAAUUUGAACGCACAUUUAUGGAAAGUGAUAGGAGAUAGGCCUACAUCAUAUGAAUGUGAACAUUGUGGAAUGAAGAUCAAUCAAGGCAAGAGUUUGAAGGUACAAUUAACGAAACAUAAAGGACAAGUAGCAUAUGAAUGUGAACAAUGUGGAAAGAAAUUUACGCACAGGAACAGUUUGAAAACACACUUCAGGACACAUACUGGAGAGAAGCCAUAUGAAUGUGAAUAUUGUGGAAAGCGAUUUAAUCAAAGUGGUAGUUUCAAUACACAUUUAAGGAUACAUACAAAAGAGAGACCAUAUGAAUGUGAACAUUGUGGAAAGAAGUGUAUUACCAGUAGCUAUUUGAAAAUACAUUUAAGGACACAUACGGGAGAAAAACCGUACGAAUGUGAACUUUGUGGAAAGAAGUGUAUUACCAGUAGCUAUUUGAAAAUACAUUUAAGGUCACACGCGGGAGAAAGACCGUAUGAAUGUGAUCAUUGUGGAAAGACAUUUAUAAAUUACCGGAAUUUUAAACUACAUAUAAUGGAACAUACAGGUAAGAAACCACAUUCAUGUGAACAUUGUGGAAUGAAGUUUCUUCACAGUGGCGGUUUGAAAAAGCAUUUGCCAAAACACACGGGAGAGAGACCGUUUGAAUGUGAACAUUGUGGAAAGAAAUUUAAACAACGUAGUACUAUGAAAAAGCAUGUAACCAUGCAUACAGACGAACCGAGUGAAUGCAAAGAGUGUGGAAAGAUAUUUAAGAUAAAAGAGUCGUAUAAAAGACAUAUGAAGCUGCAUGCAGAUGACGUACCGUAUGAAUGUGAACAUUGUGGAAAGAAGUUUCUUUAUAAAGGCGUCUGGCAAGUACAUUUGAGAAUACACACAGGUGAGACUCCAUAUCAAUGCAAACAAUGUGGAGAGAGAUUCGGUGACAUUUCCAACCUCAGAAGGCAUAUAAAGAGGUGGCACGAAGAAAAACUGGAAUUUUCCUGAAUCUGAAAGCGGGUUGUACAUCCUUCUUGAAAGACAGUCCUACCCACCUUAACUUAGGUUGUACAGUAUACCCCAGAAAAUAAUAUGCUGAAUAAUAUAAUUUUGAUUUAUUUAAAAAAAAAAAAAACAAAACAAAACACAAAAACCUUAAUAUUGAAAAAAAA